AUGACUCAACGAGGAAUCCUACUCGAGCGUUUGGAGGUGUUGGACAGAUCCCGAAGGGGAUAUUUGUCUAAUAUUACGAAACUGUGUCAUCAACUGGAUGAAAAUCUCGGAGAAUUCGGCCACGUCGUCAAGAUACGAACUAGCCUUAAUUCCUCGUGGGAGCAGUAUUGUGUUUGUGUUGAGAAAUACGGUGAUUUACUCGAUACCAGCUGUGAAAGGUAUCAAAGAGUCUUGAGCGACCGUGCGAUUCAGCAGUCAAGGAUACAAGAAUACAAUGAGAGAAUAGAUCAGUUUAUUGCCAGUGCCGCUGCCUUUUAUAACAGCCAAGUGUUAGAAGAGGUGAAAUCAAUCAAGGAGUGCACCCCUCUAGAAUCUGUGAAAUCUAAUGGUAGUCGUGUCUCAGAAUCAAGUGUGUGUAGCUCCAGGUCCCAAAGGGCUAAAAUAGAAGCAGCGAAGGCCCUACUUAUGCAGCAACAAGCUGAAGAAAGGAGUAAGAAACUAGUAGAACUGGAGGUAAAAAGAGUCGAAAUGGAAAUAAAACGAACGGAAUUAGAGUUGCAACACCGAUUAGAACUCACUAAAUUGGAAGCAGAAAGCGAAGUUACAGCUGCAAGAAAUCAAGUGGAACUAGCCAAUUUAGAGGCUUCCCUUGCAGAACAGGAAAUAUCUGAUCCAGUCACUGGCCUGGAGGGUAUCAAAUGGUCUCCAAAUCUUGACCUAAAGGACUCAGUCUCAAUCCUCAAGGGUGUCACCCGAAACUCUACCAUCUGUGAUUAGUGCCAAUAAUGUACCAGUGACUAAGCCAUCUCAUACAUCAACACCAGGAUUAGUAAAUGCCCAGACUUCCAAUACACUC
Molecule: messenger RNA, 856 nt
Organism: Porites lobata
Lineage: Eukaryota; Metazoa; Cnidaria; Anthozoa; Scleractinia; Poritidae
Source: the annotation of a GenBank genome assembly